Molecule: messenger RNA, 3168 nt
Organism: Gossypium arboreum
Lineage: Eukaryota; Viridiplantae; Streptophyta; Magnoliopsida; Malvales; Malvaceae
Exons: 16
Coding region: 387-2810 (807 amino acids)
Source: RefSeq, a predicted model, not a curated record
CAUAAAAAGUCACUAAAAAGUAAAAACAUCACUGCAUAGUAUUCCACGAGAGAUCUCCAUUAUUUUCAUUUGCCAUUUAUUAUUUUUAAUAAUUUUCAACACCCCAAAAAUUGCUGCAAACCCUAGCUAUGGGUUUUGUCUCACAAAAAAUGUAGCAAAACCUUGCAGAUCUGACCCCCCGGGUUUUGUUCUUCUUCUGUUUUGUUCCUUCUGUUUGCAUUUGUUUGUUACCAAUAGAAUUGAAGACAUGGAUCAAUAAAGUGUUUAUGUGUGGCUGCUUUGUUCUUUCGAUGAUUUCUAUGAGACACAUAUCGAUUUGGUUUUGAGGAUGAUGCACGAGUGAGAAACGAAGAGGGAAUGCGAGAUUUGUGGAUACUUGAUUACAUAUGUUACGACGUCUUGGGUGGUUAAUCGGUUUGAAUAGUAGAAGUGCACAAGCAAAGAAGUUACCAGAUGCAAAGCCUCACCCGGCUGAAGUACAGCCGGUGGUAAUGUUGGAUAGUGUCCAGGAGAUUGCAAUUUACAUCCAUAGGUUUCAUAACCUCGAUCUUUUCCAGCAAGGAUGGUAUCAACUGAAGCUUACUGUUAGAUGGGACAAUGAUGAGUAUGCUCCUGUAGGAACACCUGCGAGAGUCGUCCAAUAUGAAGCCCCAAGUCUUGUUUCUGAUGAAGUAUUUGGAGUAUGGAGGAUUGAUGAUACGGACAACAGUUUUGCGACACAGCCUUUUCGAAUCAAAUAUGCGAGGCAGGAUGUUUAUCUAUCUAUCAUGGUUGCCUUUGAUCUACCUAUUCCUGAAAAUGAGGGUCCUCCCUUAUCAGCUGUCAUCUUGAAGUUUGAGCUUCUAUAUGCUCCUGUAUUGGUGAACGGUUCUGAUUUUCAGGCUUCUCCUGAUUAUUGCCCGGCUGCCAUCCAUGAAUUCCGAAUCCCUCCUAAAGCUCUUUUAGGACUUCAUUCUUAUUGCCCUGUUUACUUUGAUGCAUUUCAUGCUGUUCUGGUGGAUGUAAGUGUUCACACGACUCUGCUAAAAGCUGGCUCUCGCAAGGUCCACACGAAGGUACCCAGCAUUGCUUAUUCUACAACUAAUGAUGUUUCUGGUGAAAGCAUUGACGGAUCUACUCAGGCACUGGAUCAAGUGGCUUCUACUGAUCUGAAACAGGUCAUGCUUGUUAAGGCAUUAUUAAAUGCUCGUGACACACUGCUUGCGGAGCUGCAAAAACUUAGUGAUGCCAUUAACCAUGCUAUUGAUUUGACUGAAUUUACCUCCAAAAUGAACGAUAUGAAGUUGUUUGAUUCCUUUCUGGAAGAACCGGUUGCUGCUGAUGCUGAAGAUUCAGCACAAGGCAAGCCACAAAAUGGUCUUGAGAGAGUAAAUGGCAGAUUAGAGUUUCAAAGUGAUAGAUUGCUCCAUAAUUUAUCGAAGGAUGAUGUCCUUAAAAUAUUUAAUCUAUCGGGUGAUCAAGUGUUUUAUUUAUGGAACACUUUCCUGAAUUUCCACAGGGAUAGUAAAACACGGAUAUUGGAUGUCCUUCGUGAUGAAUGGGCUAAAGAUCGAAGAGCUGAAUGGUCAAUAUGGAUGGUGUACUCCAAAGUUGACAUGCCUCAUCGUUACAUAAAUGGCAGUUUUGAUGAGUCUUCCCACCAAAUCGUGCAUAAGAGGGGUUCAAGUUUGUGGAAAUUAAUAGAUGAUCCUGCGCAGAUGGCAGCUAUGCGGGCUGAGCUUCAUCGGCGAAGUAUUGCACAAAUGAGGAUGAACAACCGAUCAAUCCAAGACAUGCAAAUAUUUGGAGAUCCUUCAGGAAUUCCUAUUGUAAUUAUAGAGCAUGUAAUGAAUGCAACUCAACGUACUUCUAGUGAUAACUUGUACACGAGGAACUUGGACAUAAUAGAUUCAAUUACCGCAAGCACUGUUCCUAGUUCUGAAGCUGUGAAAAAGCUAUCAAGUGCAAGUGCUGCUCAAAUUGGCCGUGAUUUAAAGAUUGUCAUCUUUGUACAUGGUUUUCAGGGGCAUCAUUUGGAUCUGCGGCUUGUUCGGAACCAAUGGCUUUUGAUAGAUCCCAAGAUAGAGUUUCUUAUGUCCGAAGUAAACGAAGAGAAAACAUCUGGAGACUUUAGAGAAAUGGGACUAAGGUUGGCGCAUGAAGUCAUUUCUUUUGUUAAAAAGAAAAUGGAUAAAGCUUCUAGAUCUGGACACUUGAGAGAUAUCAAACUUAGUUUUGUCGGGCAUUCUAUCGGAAACGUUAUAAUAAGAACAGCAUUAGCAGAGAGUGCUAUGGAACCUUACCUUAGAUUCCUCCAUACAUUUGUGUCUCUAUCUGGUCCACAUUUGGGAUAUCUAUACAGUUCAAAUUCUUUAUUCAAUUCUGGACUGUGGCUUUUGAAGAAGCUCAAGGGGACACAAUGCAUUCAUCAGCUCACUUUUGCUGACGACCCUGAUAUUCGUAACACAUUCUUCUACAAACUUUGCGAGCAAAGAACUCUGGAAAAUUUCAAGCAUAUAAUCCUCCUUUCUUCGCCCCAGGAUGGUUAUGUUCCGUAUCAUUCCGCCAGAAUCAAGUCAUGCCGGGCAGCAUCAAUGGACAACUCCAAAAAGGGAAAAGCAUUUCUAGAGAUGUUGAAUAACUGCUUGGACCAGAUACGCGCUCCUACAGCUGAGAAUCGGGUGUUUGUGCGUUGUGAUAUCAACUUCAACACAUCCUCUCAUGGCAGGAACUUGAACGCAUUAAUUGGAAGAGCUGCUCAUAUAGAGUUCUUGGAAUCGGAUAUUUUUGCUCGGUUCAUAAUGUGGUCAUUUCCAGAUCUAUUUCAAUAAUUAUUAUGGGAGUCGGUGAUUUCUGUUUCUAGUUCCCGACCAUCGUUUUUAAGUUGUAUACUUGUCUGGUACACAUUCCGAGCAUCAAGAUGGUAGCCGCUGUAUAUUAUCAGGUUUAAGAUGAAUCUUCCGAAAAGCUCCCUUAACAAUGAGGACCGAUGUCAGUCCGGCAAGCGUGUACUUCUAAAAUGGUGAGUUAGGAAGGCCAAGCUUUUUAUACAGUAGAAUGUAUUCUCAGUAAAACUAGCAACAAUGUGAAAUCCAGUAGGGAAUUUAACUCCAUAGAGAAAUGAUGUAUGUAUGUGAUGGGAAUGAAUUCAACAAAUGAUUGAUGCAUAAUAGAUAUAUUUUCAGUUAA